Brassica oleracea var. oleracea is the source of this 1912-nucleotide messenger RNA. RefSeq names its product RNA exonuclease 4-like. NCBI's taxonomy places the organism in Eukaryota, Viridiplantae, Streptophyta, Magnoliopsida, Brassicales, Brassicaceae. Gene Ontology annotation, molecular function: nucleic acid binding; 3'-5' exonuclease activity. The transcript is spliced from 11 exons. Bases 806 to 1879 code for a protein of 357 amino acids. The record is from RefSeq and is a predicted model, not a curated record. Gene Ontology annotation, biological process: rRNA processing. Gene Ontology annotation, cellular component: nucleus.
GUUUACACUUCCGAUCAGUAAGACAUGAGUCAUAACCCGGAGGUUCUUUGGGCUCAGCGGUCUGAUAAGGUUUACCUAACCGUCGCCUUACCUGAUGCAAAGGACAUUUCAGUCAAAUGUGAGCCUCAGGGCCUAUUCACUUUCUCUGCUCUUGGCACCCUAGGCAAGCUCUUUGAGUUCAGCUUGGAGCUAUAUGGGAAGGUUGUGCCAGAGUAUAGGAAGAACGUUACAAACUGGAACCUCUUACAUCAAAGUAGACUGGAACAAAUGGUGUGAUGAGGAUGAGGAGGUCAACUCUGAGACAGCCUGAUGAUGAGAGUGCAUUUGUUGAUGAAGAUUGUGAGAGCAGUGAUGAUGAUGAAUUGCUUUGUACCGGUUCUUGUUUAUAAGAAAACUCGAUGGAAAUCAAGUAGUAUUCACACACAACGUGCACACAUAUGCUAGUAGCAUCUUAAUAUCGUUCAAGACACAUGAGAAGUACAAUUGUGAUUCUUUUUUUUACCAUAAGAAGCGACCCCACCGCAGGCAUCCACUUCAAUUUGUGUUUGUUUGUUUUUGUAAUAAUCUUAUCAAAACAUUUUUUAUAAAAAAAAAUAAUCUUAUCAAAACUCUAAACGGUCAUAUCAGAGAAUGGUCAGCUUUGGUUUUCUUCUCAUUCUUCUAUAUAUUCAUCUAUAAAUACCUUCUCACACCUUCUCCAUUCUGCACACACAUCUAUAAUACAAAAAGGAUCAUCAAAACAGUUGUUUAAACUCUCUCAUCUCUCAAGUUGCUACGUUUUUGUUUGUAUUUUCCGAUACGUACCAUGGAUUGCAGAUCAUCUAUGGAGUCAUCGGAAACCCUAAGGAACAAGUGCGCAGCUUGUUAUAAACAAUUCAACAAAUUAGAACAUUUAGUGGAGCACAUGAAGAUCUCGUAUCACUCCGGUCAUGAGCCUAUGUGUGGCGUUUGCAAGAAACAUUGCCGAUCUUUUGAGUCCCUCCGGGAACAUCUCAUAGGGCCAUUGCCAAAACAAGAAUGCAAGAACAUUUUCAGCUUUCGCGGAUGCAGAUUCUGCUUGAUGAUCCUCGAAACCCCGAACGCUCGUAGGAUCCAUCAAGAGAGAUGCCAAUUUUCGAGCGUCAAUGCUGGAUUGACGACUCGUAUGGCGGCCUUAGGCGUAAGAGAUAAGGCCAUGAUCGACUACACGUCGUCUAGAUCCCCAAAAGUGGUUGCACUCUCUUGCAAGAUGGUAGGAGGGGGAAGCGACGGGUCGCUGGAUCUAUGCGCAAGGGUUUGCAUAACGGAUGAGAGCGACAACGUUGUUUUCCAUACGUACGUGAAACCGUCAAUGCCCGUGACGAACUAUAGGUAUGAGAAGACCGGCAUACGUCCGGAGAAUCUAAGGGACGCAAUGCCCUUGAAACAUGCACAAAGAAAGAUUCAAGAGUUUCUUUGUAAUGGAGAACCCAUGUGGAAGAUUCGUCCAAGAGGUGGGAAAGGGAGGAUUCUCGUGGGACAUGGCCUCGAUCACGAUCUUGACCGCCUUCAACUUGAAUAUCCUUCUUCCAUGAUAAGGGAUACUGCGAAAUACCCUCCGUUGAUGAAAACAAGCAAGCUGAGCAAUUCCCUCAAGUACUUGACCCAAGCCUAUCUCGGGUAUGAUGUUCAUGUUGGGAUACAAGACCCAUACGAAGAUUGUGUAGCGACGAUGAGGCUUUACACGAGAAUGAGAUAUCAGAAACACAAGAUUGAAGCUUAUCCUUUAGCUGCCGACGCGCACAACCGUAGCAAUCAAGUGGCUUGGAGGCAGAACGAGUUCGAGAGGAUGUCUCCUGAUGAAAUGCUUUCCAUCUCUCGAUCCGACUACUGUUGCUGGUGCUUGGACUCCCUCGCCUGAUUUCUAAAACUAUGGGGUUAAGUUGAGGAAUUU